AUGCAGCAGCAGCAACGCCUGCGGCGGCGCCAGCAGCAGCAACUGCCUGCCGAAGCAGCAGCAGCAGUAACAGCCACAGCGUCGACUGCAGCAGGAGCAGCAGCAACGCCAACUGGUGCAGCAGCAGCAGCAGCAACAGCAGCGCCAACAGGUGCAGCAGCAGCAGCAGCAACAGCAGCGCCAACAGGUGCAGCAGCAGCAGCAGCAGCAGCGGCGCCAACUGCAGCAGCAAGCUCGUGCUGCCACGUGGCUACUUGGGUCUUCAUCCCUGCGCUGGCAAAUGUGGAAUUUCGGAAAAUUGAAUUUUUAUUUUUUGUUUUAUUUGCAUUUAAUUUAAUUUUAAUAUAUUUAAGAAGUGCAAUUGAAGCAGCUUCCCGGGGCCAGCAGCAGCAAAUUCCAAAUAUCCUCUAG
Eimeria necatrix is the source of this 411-nucleotide messenger RNA. RefSeq lists its product as hypothetical. Gene Ontology annotation, molecular function: ice binding. NCBI's taxonomy places the organism in Eukaryota, Apicomplexa, Conoidasida, Eucoccidiorida, Eimeriidae. The record is from RefSeq and is a predicted model, not a curated record.